This is a messenger RNA of Panicum virgatum (switchgrass), 914 nucleotides long. RefSeq lists its product as uncharacterized. NCBI's taxonomy places the organism in Eukaryota, Viridiplantae, Streptophyta, Magnoliopsida, Poales, Poaceae. The transcript has a single exon. The coding region runs from base 215 to 655 and encodes 146 amino acids. The record is from RefSeq and is a predicted model, not a curated record.
UGAACACAUCCUCUACCUAUCCAUGCUCCCUCGAUCACGAGCACGUAGUUGGCGCCUCUUACCUAACCGGCAUAAUUAGUUGAGGCAUGCCCUGGUUGCUGCCCAGAUCACGAACGUACCCAGCAUUAUAAAUACGCACGAACCGAAUCUCGCAACCAAAACCACACUAGAAAAAAAGAUUUGUAUUGAUCGAGAACUAGCUCUAGCUGCAGCGAUGCCUCGCUCUUGCUGCCUGGCGGCGUCAGUACUGCUCCUCGCGCUCGCCGUGGCGGCCAGCGCCACCUCGCCGGCGGCCUCACCGUUCGAGGCGCGCCAGCAGGACAAGCGGACCAUCCCGAGCGACGCGCACCUCGAGGAGGCCACGCGCCUGCUGGCCGCGGAGGGCGCGACGCUGGCGGCCAUCUGGGCGGCGAAGAAGGACACGCUGGCGAGGCCGCUUGAGGAGCAGCCGAGCGGCGGCGUAGCCACGCAGGGCGACGACCAGAGCUCGUCGGGAAGCGGCGAGCACGGCAAGGAGGGCGAGAAGCAGGGCAAGAGCUGCCUCACCAAGGAGGAGUGCCACAAGAAGAAGCUACUCUGCGGCAAGGGCUGCACGCUCUCGGCGCACAGCAAGUGCGCCGCCAAGUGCACCAAGUCCUGUGUCCCCACCUGCUAGAAGGCAGGAGCCAUUCAGUUCCGUGGUGAAGUCAGUUUGAGCGUUGGCGUGUAGUCUUGAACUCCUGAUUAGGUCUGGGAGUCAGUUCUGUAGUAGUAGAUAGACCAUGGAGGGGGAAUAAGGAAGGGCACUUGCUGCAUGCGUAAACCGCUGGUGUCUUAUCAUUUGUUUGGGCUACAGUUUGUGUGAAGGUCGGUCACGUGAUGGAUAAUCUUGUGGAAAUUUUAAUCUGAAUGGAAGUUCAACCUGUUUGUUGCAU